Messenger RNA from Trypanosoma rangeli, 1167 nucleotides. RefSeq names its product acyl-CoA dehydrogenase. Gene Ontology annotation, biological process: fatty acid beta-oxidation; medium-chain fatty acid catabolic process. The record is from RefSeq and is a predicted model, not a curated record. The coding region runs from base 1 to 1167 and encodes 388 amino acids. Gene Ontology annotation, molecular function: flavin adenine dinucleotide binding; medium-chain fatty acyl-CoA dehydrogenase activity. Gene Ontology annotation, cellular component: mitochondrion. NCBI's taxonomy places the organism in Eukaryota, Euglenozoa, Kinetoplastea, Trypanosomatida, Trypanosomatidae. The transcript has a single exon.
AUGUUUUGUCGCGUGUCUCACACGCUUAUGCGGCGUACUGCGCAGUGUCUUUCGACUGCGAAUGCCUCUGGCUUUGGCAUCUGCUUUGAGCUUUCCGAGCAGCAAACGGAAGUGCGGGACCUCGCUCGACGCUUUGCAAAGGAGAAAAUAGCUCCAGCCGCUGCCGAUCUGGAUCGGGCUAUGGAAUUCCCUAAUGAACUCUUCAAGGAGGCCUGGGGACUUGGGCUUGUAAACAUGCAUAUUCCCCGGGGGUACGGUGGGCUUGGCGCCUCCUGUGUGGAGGGCGUUUUAGUACAGGAGGAGCUUGCAUGGGGCUGCUCCGGCGUUUCCACCACAUUCGAGUCAAACAGCCUCGCCGAGGCGCCUCUUAUUAUUGCUGGUAACGACGCUCAAAAGAAAAGCUUCCUUGGGCGCAUGUUAGAAGAGCCGUUGAAAGCGGCCUGUUGCGUCAAAGAACCAGUGACAGGCCCCGAUGCAGCGGGAAUCAAGACCUUUGCCAGGAAGAAGGGCGAUGCCUAUGUGGUCAAUGGGCAAAAAAUGUGGAUUACCAACGGUGGCGUGGCGAACUGGUAUUUUUUGCUCGCCAACUCGGAUGAAGGCUUUGUUGGCUUUGUGUUGGAUGCGAACAGCCCGGGAAUCACACCUGGGAAAAAGGAGACUAACAUGGGCCAACGCUGCUGUGACACACGUGCGAUUUUAUUUGAGGAUGUUGUUAUUCCUGCAGCGAACUUGCUUGGGAGGCCUGGCGACGGCCUUAAGAUUGCCAUGCGUGCAUUUGACUUUACCCGUCCACUGGUGUCAAUCAGUGCGGUGGGUGUUGGUCGGCGUGCGAUGGAGGAGGCCCAGGAUUAUUCGAAUCAAUACAAAUUGAUGGGAAAACAUGUUUCAGAGCAUCAAUCCGUUGCGUUUAUGCUGGCAGACAUGGCAGCCGGGCUAGAGGCGAUACGCUUGUUGGUCUACCGCGCCGCCUGGGAGGUUGACCAGGGUAGCGGAAACACCUUCUAUGCGUCAUCCGCAAAGAUGCUUGCUUCUGAUUACUGCGAGAAGUGUGUUGCGAACGCGGUGCGGAUAUUCGGUGAAAACGGCUUCAACACGGGGUACCCCGUGGAGAAGUUGUACAGGGACGCAAAGAUCAUCUCCAUUUACGAGGAAACGAGUCAAAUUUAG